CUUUUCAUAAAAAAAAAAAAAGAAAAAAAAUUAUUCUUUCACGGUCGAUGGCCGAGGCCACCAACCCAUGAGAGAGUGCUUGGUUGGCGAAGAAUAAUCCAACUUCUUUACGGGUGUUGUUUGAUUGGUAGAUGGAGAUUUCUUUAAAGGUAAGUGGAAUAUGAAACCGGGGAGAUCAAAACUCCUUAAACCUUUAUUUCUGUUGGACUCGAACAUUUCAAGAGAAGAAGAGUCCUCGUUUGGAUCAAGUCCAGGAAUUUCUAAGGCAUCCCAACAAAACCCACGUUAAUCAUAAAGGUUAAGAUGAAAACUGCCUCUUCCAAUCUUCAAGAGCCAAAGAAUCUCUGACUGAUUGUGAUGUCACCGAACCUUUUUCUUUAAUAAAGAUUUUGUUCUCAAGUCAUAUAACAUUGAUAUUCUAAUUUUCGGAGGGAAGAUUUUUGUCUCGUCUUCUAAUGCAAAAGUGUGGCUGAUAUUGCAUCCAUCUGGGAUCUGGACCAUGGAACAAUAUGCUUCUGCUACUUCUGUUGUAUAAGUUGCAUAAUCCUUCCAAUCUCAGGAUCAGUCCACCAGUCAUAUAACGAUGACCCCUGAGGAGAAAACUCUGGUUGAAAUCUUGGACGAGCAUAAUCCAAUUGACCUUGCCAGAUACAUAAACUAUGUAACCGCCCCACAAGCUGGUGCAAUAGCAACAUUUUCCGGCACGACACGCGACAGCUUUGAAGGCAAAACAGUCUUGGAGCUGAGAUACGAGGCAUACAAACCAAUGGCAAUCCGAUGCAUUAAAUCUAUUUGUUCGUCUGCUAGAUCCUCCUGGAGUCUCCACUCCAUCGCAGUUGCUCACCGCCUUGGCCCGGUUCCAGUUGGAGUAACAAGUGUCUUCAUUGCAGUCUCGGCUGUUCAUCGAGCUGAUGCGUUGGAUGCUUGUAAGUUUGUGAUUGAUGAGUUAAAGGCUUCAGUUCCAAUAUGGAAGAAGGAAGUCUAUGCUAAUGGAGAGGUCUGGAAGGAGAAUUCGGAGUUCCUAGAGAGGAGGUUGGAGCUUGGAAGACAGGAUGGGGUCAGCGGUGGAAAAAAUGUUGACUUUGAGGGGCAUGUUAAAAAGGGCUGCUGUGGGGCUAAGGUUAAGGUGAAUGGAGGAGGAGUUGCCAACAUCAGCACCGGUCAUGGAGGGUCCAGGGAACUUGAGUAGGGGGAAGAUUCCAUUCAUUUGAUGUUAUCUCUUUCUUUUCUCCCUCAAAAUAUAAUGAACGUGGGAGACAUGUGGCAGCUAUUGCUGUCCAUCCUCUUGGUUGUCCACUUUUGUGACUCGGACAGAAUUUUGAAACAUUGUGUGGUGUCCUGCCUAUUAAAUCGGUUGGGAAUAUUGUACUAAAACCUUGUGUUUGAGCACAUUCAAUAAGAAGUGAUUUUGACAA
Molecule: messenger RNA, 1415 nt
Organism: Alnus glutinosa
Lineage: Eukaryota; Viridiplantae; Streptophyta; Magnoliopsida; Fagales; Betulaceae
Product: molybdopterin synthase catalytic subunit
Exons: 2
Coding region: 584-1189 (201 amino acids)
Biological process (GO): Mo-molybdopterin cofactor biosynthetic process
Cellular component (GO): cytosol
Molecular function (GO): molybdopterin synthase activity
Source: RefSeq, a predicted model, not a curated record